Molecule: messenger RNA, 4642 nt
Organism: Ceratina calcarata
Lineage: Eukaryota; Metazoa; Arthropoda; Insecta; Hymenoptera; Apidae
Product: nose resistant to fluoxetine protein 6-like
Exons: 11
Coding region: 2026-4395 (789 amino acids)
Molecular function (GO): acyltransferase activity, transferring groups other than amino-acyl groups
Source: RefSeq, a predicted model, not a curated record
UCCGGUAUAAAAAUCGCUGGAUCCUAAACAUUUAAAGAGAGGAACGUCUGUGGAGUUUCAUCCUCGGUUUUCAGUACACGACGUCAGGUCGAUCCAUAUCAAUUUCAUCACCUACCCUUACACGUUCUUAAAUUAUAACGAUUUAUUAUGAUCAGCUGACGAGAUUAUAGCGUCAUACAGGUAACUGCAGAUUCGUCGGCGAAGAGAGAAGAAGCAGCUGCGUUUCAAGAUUCGAACUUCAGCAAUGAAACGACGUACCCAUCGGGCGUAACAGCGUGUAACGCUUACGAUCUUCGGUAUCGACGGUGUAAAGUACGAGGACGCGAACGACUCGAAGAUCCGACGAGUCUGGUAAGAUUUAGAGAAGAGCAAUGAACGCGAGAAAAUGACGGUGUAUGAGUCAAGGAACGAGUAUCUGUGCUACGCGUCUACUUUUCGGUAGGUAUGUUCGAUUCACGGCGUGUCACGAAUUCCUCGAAAUAAAAAUCUGUCGAAAACGUUACGUUCCGCUCUUGACGGGUCGCGUGGACCGAUUACAGGAGCUCGACGCUCGUCGCCGUAGAAUCAGCGUGGUAAAUCGCAUGGCGAGAGCGUGUGCAAGAAGAGUCCCCCGUAAUGGGAGAAAAAAGGAAAACAUGAAAUUUGAGCACGACUGAGCAGCCGAUGACAGCGUCCGACAAGAGUCCUCCGUCGGAGAAAGAGAAAGAGGCUCCUCUAAUAGUAUGAAAUUUCUCGGUGAAACUUCUGAAAAUAGACUUGGUCGUUAAGCGAGCUGACGCGGAACGUCGUUCGUAAUUUCGCGUAAUCGCGUUCGCUGAUACCUUUCGACAGCCUCUUUCUCUGACGUUUAUUAACGGCGGGUACUGAUCGAGCAUCCAUCGGGUCGCGUUGCACAAGAAUCGUUGCGAACAUCAUCGAAGUUCAGCUAAAUCAGAUAUCAAGUGUCGAACGUCGUUUGCCAAGUUUUGUAAAAUCGUACCGUCGUAUCGGACCUCAAGAGGGAAAAAGAAACGAACAUUUCGCUUUGAAAAAUAUCCUGCGCGAAAGGAAGAUCGCCGGAGGAGGAGGAGGAGCGGUACUGUACAAAGGUCAGCCACUAUCCAAAUAUCCUUGGCCAUUCCGUAAUCUGGUUUUGUGUAAGCUUUCUAAUCUCAACGAACACGUUCAGUCUCCUUCCGUCUUUUUAUAUCACGCUCGAGGCACGACGUUCAACGGCUCGAGCGUUCUCUUCAAUUUCUGUGAAAUUCCACGCGAGCGAGCCUGACCAUGACCAAUUACUCUUUUAUCCGUAGAGACGCGUUACGCGUUAUGCGUGACCGACGAAAGAAAAGAACCUGGCCGAAGGAAGGAAUCAUUUUAUGCUUCUCCCGUUUCAUCGACUGCUACGAAAUUAUGGUAACUAUGUGCGGUGUAGAACGCGACGCGUCGCCUGUCCACGAUGCCCGCAACGAGCGCUCACUCUUCGAUACGGGGAGUCCCGCCGUUGUACGCGAUUCUUCGCUCUUCAAACGAGGAGGUGACCACAGGGAAGAGAACGCCCAUCACACUUGAACCAGAGUCGUUCGGAUCGUCGUGAAAGAGUGGACGGUCUCUCUUUCUCUCUCUCUCUUGGUUUCUCGUUGACAUGUCAACGACGACGAUAGGUCUUCGAGAAGAGACACCGUGGACGAACCCGAGGAUGCCGUAGCGAAGAUACACGUGACUCCGAAAGAGGAUCAGGAGCUCGAGGCCCCUCGGUCUCCGCCGGGUACGUCAGUGAGGAAGAGAACCGGUAUCUACUACGAGCAGCGAGCCAUCGGACUUCUGUUCAAAACGAAAAGGGACGGCGUUGACUGUGAUCCGAUCCUCUGUGAUAUCUAAACUCGACUUCAAACGCUUGCGGGCGCGUGAAGAGUAACGGAUCUUUCGGUGGACGAGAGGAGUUCGCGUACGUUCUCGGAACAUGAUUUACGACGGACUUCUUUGAACGAUCGAGUUCCUUGGUGUUUCGGUGAAAACAACUGGUACUACUAAUCAUAAGAAACAAUGAACCGGGUCUUGUUCCUCGUCGUUGUCCUCGCGAUCCACGGGACGACGUCCUCGUCAAACGUCUUCGAGAAUCCUGCGAAGGACCUCCCGACGACCGAACGCGCAAGGACGUCGAUCGACGAGGUCCCGGGCAACCAAUGGACCACUCUGUCCGAGGCGCUGGACAUGUUCAACGUGCGUCAUCUUGCCAACAAUUGGACCGAGGGAAAGUAUCCUGUCGGCGAACAAUGCGCGAAGGACGUCACGAGAUACGUCGAGGGUCUGAAGAGGCACGAAGGGUGGGCCUUGAAAGUCGACGACUCCUCGGGCCGGUACACCAACAGCUUUUUCUGGGGUAACUCUUAUUACGUCGGCUCGGCCACCGAGUGCGCCUACAUCGACGAAGACUAUGGGAGGAAAGUCAAAGGGACGCGGCGAAACUCGUCGACGGGCAACGGGGAUGAAUCGAACGGCGAGUCGCGAAAGAAGAACGCCGGCCUCACCGAGAACGAUCUCUGGACCGAAACGAAAUUGGAAAAGCCACCGUAUAAAUUGGGAUUUUUCAUGAUGACCAUCUCGGUGAACGCCACCGUGUCCCCCAAGACGAGAAUGGUCUAUUUAGGAGUGUGUUUACCUUUCUCGUGUCGUGCCUCGGACGUUGCGGUGAUCGCGAAAUUAGCCACCAGCGAAUCAGCGGGGAAAAGCUCGACGAUCAAAUCGGUUCGAGAUCAGCACGACAAGUACGACAUGUACGAAGAUUCGGUUUUCUGGAUCCUGUCCGGCGUGACGGUCGCUGUCGUAUUUUUCAUGAUAACCGGCACCGGAUACGACGUCUACGUAACGAAGAAGUACACGCGCCGAAGGAACGUCGUCUACGAUUUAGAGAGGCACGCGAAACUCGAGCUAGCGAACGGAAAUCAAAAGCCUCUCAAUGCUUUUCAAGGUAAGGUCUACCUUCCUGUUCCAGCGGCAGAAGUCGUCGUCAUCGGGCCACAACCGCUAGCAGUUAACAACAACAACGAUCACGAAGUUGGCCUACGCUCAGCCAGUCCGGAAGUGCACAAAUUCGGUGUCCUCGAGGAAUUGUUGCUCUCUUUCUCGGUUCGCGCCAACGUUAAGAUCAUUUGCGACGACAAGGUCGGCGGCGACACGAUCAGCACUGUCCACGGUCUUCGAGCGAUAUCGAUGGCGUGGAUCAUUCUUGGCCACACGUGCAUCACCGCCUUCAAGUACUCCGACAAUAUGGAGUAUAGAAAAGUCGUGGAGAAAAAGUUCCUUUUCCAAACGAUCACCAACGGGGCUUUCAGCGUCGACACGUUCUUCUUCAUGGGUGGGUUGCUCGUCAGCUUCCUCUACUUCAGGACGAAUGCUAAAGGCGACUUGAACAAGCUUACGCAGGGCAGAGGGUGUUUCGUUGCCGGAACAUUGAAAUUCGUCGGUCUCCUCUUCUAUCGAUUCUGCAGACUCACGGCUCCUUACAUGUUCGUACUCGGCGUGGUUCAGAUCUCGAUGCAGUGGUUCCAUUCCAACUCCGUGUUCGAACCACCGACUGCGGAUCAUUACAAUUGCCCCAACUAUUGGUGGAGGAAUCUGCUUUACAUCAACACUUUGUUCCCGGUGGAUCAAAUGUGUAUGAUCUGGAGCUGGUAUCUCGCGGACGACACUCAAUUUUACAUUAUCGGCGCGGUGAUACUGGUCUUGGCAACGAAUCACUUGAAAAUAGCAGCGUUCGCAAUGACCAUGUUAUUGUUGAGCUCUUGGUUGACGACGGGCUACAUCGCUCUGGUGAACAAUCACAUGCCGAGCUCGGACGACCCGUUGGCGCUGUUCGACAAGAUCUACGACAAACCGUGGACCAGGCUGGGUCCGUACUUUAUAGGCAUGUCGAUGGGUUAUUUCCUCUUCAAGAUCGACUGCAAGCUCAAGAUGUCAAAGACGACGGUUUGCGUGGGCUGGCUCCUGUCAUCGGCGUGUCUCUUGAGCCUGCUAUACGGCCUCUACGAAGCAGAACUUAGCCCGAUGAUGGCAGCUGCUUACUCGUCGCUGAGUCAUAGCGUUUGGGCGCUUGGUUUAUCGUGGAUAGUGAUCGCGUGCAGCACCGGUUACGGAGGAUACGUGAACCGUGUUUUGUCGGCGCCGAUGCUGUAUCCGUUCAGCAGAACGACGUAUUGCGCCUACUUGGUGCAUCCACUCGUGAUUCGAUGGACGGCCUUGAACAUGGAUUCGCCGAUCCAUUUAGGAAAAUAUACAAUGAUGAUCACCUUCUUCGGAAUACUGGUUCUGUCGUACAUACUGUCGUUCGUUGUGUCGGUAGCUUUCGAAGCACCCAUCGUCAGCAUGUUAAAAAUACUCUCGCCCAAAAAACGAAAAUGCAUUCAGAGUAAUUAAACAAGUUCGUUGCGUACAAUCUGUCUCAUAAAGUUAUUUAUGUUCUUAUUGUAAUUAAUGUAAAAAGAAAAAAGAAACGUGCCUCGUUGUGAAAAUAUAGACACGUUACACUGCACGACGCACACCACCCCACGCACGCACGCGCGGUGUAAGAGUCGCGUGCAACUUACACGCUGCUGAGAGCCAUGCAGGCUCGAUCUUCAACGUGUAUCAUUGUUACUUAUAAAAUAAAUUAUUUGUCUUUCUA